AGCAGUGGAAAGAGUCAGUGCUGCGCGGGCCUCCGUAGCGUGAGGGUGUGCUGUGAAUGCAACGGGCUGCGCCGCGACAGACGUCGGUGCGUGCGUGCAUGCGUGCGUGAAGGCGUGCGUACGUGCCCGCCAUUGCUCCCGAGUACUUUUCGCACUCGGAAGUUGCAUAUACGGGCUCGCUCCUCACGAUCUUUUCUUCAGACACUUGGUUUUCUUUUUUCUUUUUCUUUUUCCCCCUUUUGUUCGUUUCUUUUUUGUCGCCUCGUUAUUCUUAUCGAUUUCCGUUCCGUGCGUGCGUGCAUACGUGCAUGAGGACGUGCGUAUGUGCCGCGCUACGUACAACUUGGUGGAGGAAAACUUUAGAAAACUUUCGUCGACGGAAACUCGUGCAUGUCGCCUGUGAGCGAACGCGCCUGUGUAUUUUAGUCUGUUCCGUUUACUCGUCCCUUCUGUUUCCCCUCGAGACAAAUGCGCCAGGCAGACAAUCCACCGGAUAAUGCACUCCGCUAUUAUGCACUCGUCCGAGAGAUUUCGAGCACCACCGACGACGUAAGUCUUGCCGAAUUGCGAAGCUCAUCAAGAACCCAUGAAGCAUAGCUGUGAGAAUGGAGCACCUGAUAAGAAUAAACGAUUCAGUCAAUCGUGAGAAGAAAGAAGAUUCAAAAGACAAAUUUAUGACUCGUUCUUUCUUCAUCAUUACGCGAGAAAUGGAGGAAUAAAAGAUUGACUCGAACUCGAUUUCUUUCGAGUAAACGUUAUUGACAUUGUGAAAAAGCAAUUAUUCUUAGUCGUGCGCAGUGCAUUAAGGGAAGGAGGUGACGCAUUAAUAGGGCAAAAGACCACGAAGAAAGAGGACGAUAGUGCCGACGAAGAAGAGGAAGGAACGUCACGUCGCGCGGUACCCAGCGGCAAGUCGCAUGGGGAGUCGCAACGCUUAGCUGACUGGAAAAGAAGAAAUCAUGCGUCCCCUGACGGCGGUCGACAUCGAUACCGAACCCGCACGCAGCAACGAGGAUGUAUCGCUGGACAGCGAUGUUGGCUCGCGCGGAUUCGAGAAGUGCGGCGGCAGCGGUUGCAGCAGCAGUGGAAGCAACGGAAUCCGCGACAUUAUCAGCAACACCUGCGGCCACCACUGCGAUCAUCAUCACGGCGACGAGGGCAACGAUAGCGACGCCAAUUUCUGGGCAUGUACGUCUUCUAUCCGGCGGACGAACUUCUGCGUAUCUAUGAGAACCCGAUUCGAGAGUCAUUGACUGUCGACGCGACGAUAAACGCCGACUACGAGGAGACGGAAGAUCAGCAAUAUUAUCAGCAGCAGCAGCGAAUUAUCUCUACGAACGACGCGCGUAAACGCAAGAAGGAGAAAAAGCGAGAGACUGGUCAGACAGCGGCCAGCAGGAGGCAAACCGUGCGCAACGCCGGCAUCAACGGCAUCGGUAAGAGAGAAGGACGACGUUGCGAGGAGCAGCACGCCGGGACUAUGCAAAAUAAUCGUGCUUCCGGCUCCGAAGAAGCCGCCAAUCAUCCCCUCAAGGAUCUCACGCAGCCGAGUCUCAACGAGUCGCUUAAGCAGCACAAUGGCGUCGCGCUCAAGCUCGUGCAGACGGUCUCCGAAUUCGCCCAGGAAUUGGGCGCCGCGAUGGAGAGCCACUCGGCGAACGUGCGGCGUCUGGUUGACGAAUUUCGCGGUCGAUCGGGCGACGCAAGGAUCGACGUCGGUGGUCUGCGACGCGUUUGGGAGAGUCUGCUGCGGCAAGUCGAGGCAGACGCGGCGUCUCACCUCGAUCUGGCCGCGGUCCUGCAGCAACAAUUGUCGAGACCCACCAUAGAAGCGAGCUUUCAUCGAAAGCUGCAGUCGAGGAAAGUAUUCGCGCAUCGCGAGGCUUACGAGCAGGUGGUUAGCAAAACGGAGGAGAAGUUGCAGCGCGCCAGAUUGGAUUACAAGCGAGCCUACGCAACGUUGCUAACGAGCGAGGCUGGCAGUGGUGCCGAACAGGAAUUGAAGCGCGCUUACUUGGAGUCGCACAACGCCUACAUCCUGCAGCUACGCGCCACCAACGCUAUUACCGAACGCUAUCAGCUCCAUUGUCUGCCGGGGCUGUUAGGCGAGAUUGCCGAGGUCUACGAGGAACUUUGUGGAUUGGCCUGCAAAUGCAUCUCCGGGAUCUCCGAGGCGGCCAGCGAGCGCUCCGGCGAACAGUCCAAGCGUUAUCAGGCCGUGGCCAAAGAGGCCCAGUCGGUCGUGCCGACCAACGAUCUACAGGCCUUGGCGCGGAAUCUGUCCGCGAACGCGACACCACGCAAGCCACCGCGACGUCUGUACGUCGCACCGGCACCACCCGAGCAGGUACCGAUGGAGAGGAUCAAUCAAAUACCCACGCUCAGGGAUGAACUGGUACCAACGGGCACCAGUACGCUUCCAUUGAUGGAAGAUCUUAAGCACGAACACGACAGCCUCACCCAGGAAAUAGGUCGACAACAAGACGCUCUGGACACUUUGGUGCGAAUGCAACGGAAGAGUGCCGAGAGUAAUCUGUACACAAAAGUGGCCGAGCUGCAGGAAGAUAUUUCACUGAAGCGUUUUGACCUCGGUGUAGCGCAACUACGUUUAGCCGCGGUGCAAGCACAGAAGGAACUUUUUGGGGGCGGAGAAGCUGGUCAACCGGACGGGAUGGCCAGUCGAAAGAUGUCAAACGGCUCGACCGGAAGCCCCAAGCUCAAGUGGUUAAAGGCCUUCAAGAGUUUGAAGACCAGCACGCCCACGACACCGCCGCUGUCCGACAAAGGAAAGCAGGCGACCAUGUACCACGCAGUUUCCACCGUCGUCGCCAUGUCCAGGAAGAGCCUGGAAUCCGAGGGCGGACACACCUGGCGCGAGUACACGUAUCGCAAGAUCACCCCCUGCGAUGCAUGCGGCCAGGUGCUACGCGGUCAUAGUCGCCAGGGGGUACGAUGCCGUGGUUGUAAAGCGAACGCGCACACAGACUGCAUCAACAUGAUACAACCGGCAUUAUGCCCGAGCUUGGCGCCGAAGAAAAGCGGCGGUAUACCAUUGCUACGCCGGCAGAAAACGCAAGUGGCCUCCGACGAGGUACCGACAUCGUCCGAGCACAACGUGGACGCCAUAUACCAGGUGCUGAAGCAGGCAGGCGAGAUCCGUGGAAACUCGACAAAUUCACCACCUACGCCUCCCACAGCAGAACAUCCCCCCUCCGGGGCAGCACCUUUGUCAGCGAGGGCCUCCUCCCAUCCCUGUUCCUCAUCCACUUCUGCGCCACACAGCCCGCAACGUAGACGCGAGAGGCUGAAUUUGAGGAUGAAGAGCCUUAGCCUGGACUCACCGGAAGGUACCUCGCACGUUCGGCAUCGUCCACGGGACUACUAUGCCGCGGGCACGAGGGAAACCACGCCACCCCGACACUCUGACAGCGGCAGUAUUAACAGGCUGUUACGCGGAAUUCAACAUCCAAGAUCAUAUGAAGCACCCUGCAGCCCAGGUCAGGGCGCCAUGCACAAGCACGUGAGAAGCGCUAUCAGGAUGUCGAGCAUGGAGUUGCCGGACGAGAACGAAAAGUCGUAUUCGUCGGCGAGCACGUCGCCGUGCCCAUCGCCGCACACCAACAACCAGAACCACCUGAAUCCACCAGGCAAACGUGUACUACCGCCGAACAACCUGUAUGUCGUCCUGUACAAUUUUGAGGCACGGCAUCCCGACGAACUGGAUCUCAAGGCCGGUUACAAGGUCACGGUGAUCGAUAAAUCGGAGAAGGAUUGGUGGAAAGGCAAGUGUCUCGGUGGCCGUGCCGGUUACUUUCCAAGUGCGUAUGUCAUGCGAGUCGAAUCCGGUCAGAAAACUCUUCAGGUCACGCGCAACCUUCAGCUAGCUGAUCAAACGACCCUACUGCGAGAUCAGAUCGUAAUCCAGGUGGGCGAAGAAAUGGACGGCGUGGCGAUGGUGAGGUGCGCAGCUGACGUGCGAUCGGCCGAUCACACGGGCAAGGAGGGCGACGUGCUCUACAAGGAGAUUCUCUGCCCCCUCAAGUACUUGCAAGAAGUGUGACAGCAGCCUUAUCAUCAUCAAA
Ooceraea biroi (clonal raider ant) is the source of this 4082-nucleotide messenger RNA. RefSeq names its product SH3 and cysteine-rich domain-containing protein (gene Stacl). The record is from RefSeq and is a predicted model, not a curated record. Gene Ontology annotation, biological process: skeletal muscle contraction; positive regulation of protein localization to plasma membrane; positive regulation of voltage-gated calcium channel activity. Gene Ontology annotation, molecular function: protein binding. NCBI's taxonomy places the organism in Eukaryota, Metazoa, Arthropoda, Insecta, Hymenoptera, Formicidae.